AUGCCCAAAAACUCAGCCGGCACCAUGAAGAAGAGCAAAAUUCAAGACACCCGCAAAGCUGCCCCGGUCUCUCCGCACACCGCCAAGCCCCCGCGCGGCAACCAAGCCAAGGUCGUUGCGCCUCUAUCAGGGACCCCUCCGGGCCAAAAACGCCCAGCCCCUCCUCACGAUGACGGCCCCCGCAAGAAAAAAACCAAGCCCGCCCAGGACGGCCCCAGUUCGAACAGCACGCAGGGUGACGACACCACGCCGCGUGACAGCGACACACUGGAUGAUAAACUCGGGGCUGUGAAGACAAGGAUUAGAUCCGACUAG
This is a messenger RNA of Dichomitus squalens LYAD-421 SS1, 315 nucleotides long. RefSeq lists its product as uncharacterized. The record is from RefSeq and is a predicted model, not a curated record. The transcript has 2 exons. Lineage: Eukaryota; Fungi; Basidiomycota; Agaricomycetes; Polyporales; Polyporaceae. The coding region runs from base 1 to 315 and encodes 104 amino acids.